Molecule: messenger RNA, 1760 nt
Organism: Aedes aegypti (yellow fever mosquito)
Lineage: Eukaryota; Metazoa; Arthropoda; Insecta; Diptera; Culicidae
Exons: 3
Coding region: 73-1608 (511 amino acids)
Source: RefSeq, a predicted model, not a curated record
CGAGACACCCAUCCAGUCAACGGGCAGGCAGCGUCACGCAGCAGCUUUCGAUUACGCCUCACUACUUCGAAGAUGUCCUUCCUACGCAACAUCCGCAACAAUCUAACGAACAAUGGCCACACUGGCAGUCAUCGAAAUACUAAACCAACCAAACCAGCCCGAAGUAUAAUUAGCGAGCGGAAUACGUUGGGACGCGCCGGAAACGACUCCGAGAGGGAACGCUACGACAACGGGAACUACGGAACUGUACGAAGAGAAAGCGGACCAGGCCGAAGAGGAAGCAACUCGGCAACUCUAAAGCGGGAUUCAAAAUAUGGGAAAGAAUCUCCGGCACCAAUUAUUGUCUACGUGGAUAAAUACGAAACGGCAACCAGCAAGCCGGCUGGUAUACUGAGGAAAAAUACAUUUACUAAGGGUGAUCAUGAGGACAGUCGACGAUCUACAAACGCGAUUAGUCGGAGCGAUACGUUUACAGUCAAUGAAUCUGAAGACGAAAAAAACAGAACAAGUACCUACACGAAGAAGAAGAAUAAAGAUAAAUCUCCGGAAAACGAUUCUGAACAGUUGUACCUAAAUAACAAGAAUUUUACUUCUGAGGAUAACAUUCCAGUUGUUGUCGAUACUCGUACGUUUCGUAAAAAAUCGUUGAAAUCAUCGAAACCGGUGCAGAAGGUGGAAAGUUUUAUCAAAAGAUUCGAAAAGAACUUUUUUAAGCAUGACUCUAAGAAAAACGUACGGAAGGAUUCAAAUUCUUCUAAUGGAACAUACGUGCCACAGUUCAGGGAUAUUGGUAUUAACUGCAAGUUGGACGAUGAAGAUAAACUGAAGACUAUUACUAGAAAGAAGAGGACUGAAUCGAGAAAUUCAUUACUGGAAACGGCAAAUCCAGAACACAGUUCUUCAUCUCAUGUGAGCUAUAGGGAAAGCAGUUCGACUCCUCAGCAUAAAAAUCGGGCUCGGAGUGCUUCUCCUGUCAAAAGAUAUUCUACGUAUGAUCGCAAGGAAUCGCGACAAAUUCGGAAUGAUCCUCCCGCUGCUCAAGAAAGAUCACAUAAAACUCGUGAUCGCAGCUCCUCUCCGUUUGAAACGAUUGAACUGAAGUCAAAAUCAGCAGAUGACAGCUAUCUUAAGGCCCGACAGAAAGAGAUCGAAAUGGGGUACAGCACGAUCAACAAGAAAGUUCAAAGCCGUAGCCCAGACAGGAACAAGUCCAUUCUUGUUAAUACAAGUCGGACCGAGCGACAUGAACCGAAUCGUGGUCGCAGCUACACAGUCACCACCAGCACUCACCGGGUAGAAUUCGAUCGACCUUCUCAGUUCCGCUCCGACACCUACAACACCCUCAAAGAAGAGUACGAACAAGCAAACCGUAAGCCAGUGGGCAUAGCUAGUCCACGUCUAAGUUCAGAUCGCCCGGCAAAGCCGGAUCCACCCCAGCCUUUUUCCAAGCCAGCCCGCAGGGAUUCCACUGAGUUACCGAAGUACACCUUCGGUACCAAUCUCAAGGAGCGCCGAAGUCGCUUCCAGCAGUUUCAAAAGUCAUUCAAAAAGAUGGACGAAGACUGUAGCGAAGUAACUGUUCAGCAGAGCUUUUUCGUUCCAAUCUGAGCCUUAUCCAAGUAGGAAGACUUCAACCACUAAAGACUUGCUAAUUUAUACGCUUUCUUCCUGUAUAAGAUCCGGUUGUCUACUAAUUAAAGCUACCAACUAUUCGAAAAAAAAAAGAAAUAAAAUUCCAUUCAGGCAUGUUCUCUACCGGA